AUGCCAAGAGGAAAAGCCGGCUUAAAAUCCCCCACGAAAGCAGAUGCAAAAGAGAAUUUGCAACAAAGCUCUACAGUCGAGAUGAAGGACAUAGAAUCGACGGCGUCUGUUGACAUUCGUGGGGAAGAAGGCACGUGUGAGCUAUCCACACAAAGCGAGUUACCUAACAAUAUUUCGGAUAUGUCUGUAGAUGCCAAUACUACAAGCAACGAAGGGGACGGCAGUUCGCUACCAAGGAAACCAAAGCGGCUUUUAACUUUCGCAGGUAGUAAGAAAAAGGACGCGAAGCGACGUCAAAGCGGCAACAAGACCGAGUCAACUGACAACAACAAACAGGCGUCACCUCAGGUGGAAACACCACAAAAACAACAGAGUAUUAAAGCUGAGAGGGAUAACACUUCACCCAAGAAGAAAAAGAAUAUCUGCCAAUCUUAUAAACGACAAUUCUUUGACGAUGGACACGCUUACGAAGACCCAAGCUUGGUAGUUAAUAAUUCAACGACGCCACCACACAUGACUGAACAGAAUUAUCCCGAGAAUCCGACAGAAGCAAUUAAAAAGCAAAGCAAGAUGGAAGAACGACCACAAAGCCCUAGUAGUGUAAAAACCGGUUUAAGUAAAUCAACCGAAAGCAUAAAAGCAGCCGUAAAAGGCUUGAAAGAAGGGCAUGCCUCUAUCAUGUCGGAAACUUCAAUUCCUCGAAGUAUAUUUGCUGCACUCGUGGCGUUAUUGCUUUCGCUUAUCGUUUUUCUGGCGGUGUAUUUCUUGCUUCAUUGUCAUGCCGUUUUGUCUGUUGCUGUUGCCAUUCUUGUGUAUGUAGUAAUAUUCAUAAACCUCGGCUUUAUGGAUGGAAAACGUAUGAAGUGUUUGAUAUUGCUCUUGUUACCAAGCGUUUGUUCUCGAGGCGGGAGGCUAGCCUUGUAUUUAUUACUCGGCUACUUUGUUAUAACUGGACCUUUAUGUAAUAUGAUCGGAAACAUUAAAACUGUCAAGAACUCGAUGAAGUGUAUAAAUAAUGAACGGCCUGAGGUAGUCAGAGGAAUUAUAAAAACCUUUGAAGCGGCGCAAAAUUGUAUGAAUAGUAAGCAAGUGCUGUCCACAAAAGCAAAUAAGUCCAUGGAGAUUAAAUGUCUAGAGCAAAGGAUUGAGCAAAGGUGUUUAUCUGUCAAAGAUAAAUUUCAACACAGAUGCGGACUGAAAGAUCAUAAAAUCGCCCCAACACUGUGUAAUUUAUCUGCAGAAUUGUCCUGUAUGAAUGAAACAACUAUUCUUAGAAAUCUACAAGAUUGCCCAAAGAAAUUAUCAGAAAGAUAUUGCCACAGCGAAUUCCAUGAAGUCUUAGAAUUUCUAGAUGAGAUUACCAGUGAUGAUGAUGGUUGUGGCUUCCUAGAAAUAUUCAGCAUGUUAUUUCCACUGCUCAUAAUAUUUGUGUUGUAUGAAGGCUAUAAUUAUGAGAAUAAUUACAGGACAUAUAAUGACUUUCAUAACUUCUUCCUAACCGGACAUUUUCAAAUUAUUGACCAGAGUCGAAGCUCGUGUGACCGAGAUGCAGUGUUGCCUUUACGGAAGGUGGAACUUCGCAAGCACGUACGGCCGGCAACUGUAUUUAACCUGACAGAUAUCGAGAAGAAAGAAUUAUGGAGUAAUUUGAAAACAUACCUACUAGCUUUGCUAAUUGUGUUGUUUCUGAUACUUGCCGAUCUCUAUAUGUUCCGCAUGUUUGAUAUGAAAAACAAUGGAAAAUUGCAAUCAGACAGUGACGUUGUCCUAACUAAUAACACUCCUAUCACCAAUAUCAGUGAACAUUUGAAUAAAGCUAAUCAAAAUAACAAUGAAACACGUCAGUUAAGCAACAUAACUGGUUUUAAAGUAAGUACUACAUCUGCUACAGAUGGUUUUAAUGUAAGUACUACAUCUGCUCCAGAAAUAAAUCCCAACCCCCCUGUCGAAACCACCAAUAUUUGUUCAGCAAGUGUCGACCCUCCUGGUUCAAUUUCUAAAAUAAUCCUACCAAUAAUUUUCUCCCUCCUGCUAUUGAUUAUCAUCUUUCAAGCCCAUGUCUCGAGACUACAAUGGUACAUUUGCAGCCGGCUUUACACAAUGCGAGAGAAAGAACGGGUAUUUUACUUGUACAAUAAGAUCUUGGAAGACCGUGUUCAGUUGCUGGAAGAUUGCCGAAAGAGAAUGAAGUGUUAUCGCCGUGAAACAAAAACUCUAAACUCACUAAAAAUAACAAGAAUUCUUGCCCAACAACUUCCCUGGCUUUCAAAGAUAUUCAAGAUCUUUCAUUUUAAUCUGAGACGGUGUAUAAUUUGUAACGAUUCAGAAAAGCCAGAAUUCAAACUAUGCCAUGGCCUAGAUUGUUCCUGUGUCUAUUGUCUGACAUGCUCAUUUGAUAUUGAUAAAAAGUGUUUGUAUUGUGACACUGAACUCAAACAUAGUUUAUCUCUGAAACAGCCUGAUGAAAAAGUGGUUAGUUCCAAAGAGUCUCUGGUAUAA
Paramuricea clavata is the source of this 2499-nucleotide messenger RNA. The record is from the annotation of a GenBank genome assembly. NCBI's taxonomy places the organism in Eukaryota, Metazoa, Cnidaria, Anthozoa, Malacalcyonacea, Plexauridae.